AUGGCUUCCACUAGUGACACUGGUUCCACGAGCGAUACGGUGCUCGUCGAUUCGCCGGCCGAGGGCGUGACCCGACUGACCUUGAACCGUCCCGGCAAUCUCAACGCGCUCACCUAUGAGAUGGUCGCCGCGCUACAUGAAGCACUCGAUGCCGUCGACGCCGACCAGGAUUGUCGUACCGUGAUAUUGACCGGCGCCGGCAAGGGCUUUUGUGCCGGGCUUGAUCUGAAUGGGUUCGGUACGGUCCCUGGGACCGAAGACCUCGGCCGGGUCCAGCAAGGCAUGGCGACGCAGCAGAUUAUUGCCGAGAUCGUGCACCACAUGCGAGACGUUCGCCAGCCGAUCAUCUCGGCGGUCAACGGCGCAGCUGCUGGUGGUGGGUUUGCGUUCGCGUGCGCGUCCGAUAUUCGCUACUGCGGCGAGAGUGCCAAGUUCGGUACCGCGUUUGUGCGACUCGGGAUCAGCGGAUGCGACAUCGGUGUCAGCUGGAUGCUGCCUCGACUGAUCGGCGCUAGCCGGGCGUGGGAGUUGCUCCUUACCGGCCGCGUGUUCGACUCGUCCGAGGCUGAUCGCAUUGGACUCGUUAGCCGAGUCGUGCCCGACGACGCGCUCGAAGACACCGUGCUUGGUGUGGCCUCGGAGAUCGCAGCCAACAGUCCCUUCGGCGUGUGGAUGACCAAGGAAGCGAUGUGGUCGAACCUCGAGAUCCCGAGCCUGCGAGCGGGCAUCGACCUCGAGAACCGCAAUCAGAUCAUGGCUGCCCAAACCGCCGACGCCCGCUUGGGCUUGAGCGGUAUUCCCGGCGCGAAGCGAGACUGGACCAACUCGUGA
Nerophis lumbriciformis (worm pipefish) is the source of this 831-nucleotide messenger RNA. Lineage: Eukaryota; Metazoa; Chordata; Actinopteri; Syngnathiformes; Syngnathidae. The record is from RefSeq and is a predicted model, not a curated record.